Molecule: messenger RNA, 3505 nt
Organism: Xenia sp. Carnegie-2017
Lineage: Eukaryota; Metazoa; Cnidaria; Anthozoa; Malacalcyonacea; Xeniidae
Product: zinc finger RNA-binding protein-like
Exons: 15
Coding region: 37-3186 (1049 amino acids)
Cellular component (GO): precatalytic spliceosome
Molecular function (GO): single-stranded RNA binding; double-stranded RNA binding; zinc ion binding
Source: RefSeq, a predicted model, not a curated record
GUGGCGGCCACAGCGACAUUUAGAGAAGAAGCAAAUAUGGCUGCUAACAGUAAUUAUUACGGUUAUUCAACGGGCGUUCAAAGCUCCCAAGUUUACGGGGGUGCAAUGCAGAACCCCCAAAUGGCUGCCACGGCAUAUAAUGCACAAAAUACAUCCGCUUACGGUGUGCAGUCGGCGACUCCAAGCGUGUACGGAACAGCUACACAACAGCGAGUAGCGAUGACGGCCCAAGCACCUUACACGCCGACGGCUGCCUCGAGCUACCAGGCGGCAGGAAUGUCGGGCAGUUCUUAUGGCUAUACGGCCAGAGCACAAGAUACGACUGGGCAAAGCUAUCAGACGAACACUCCAAGCGCUUAUGCUAGUGCCACAUCGUAUUAUGGCGCUCGAGACAAUUCACAAACAUCUAACGCUUCGGCUUACGAUGCAUCGAAGACGACCAACUAUUACGGGCAACAACAACCACAACAGCAACAUACGGCAGCCAAUCAGGGCUACGGAUAUGGAGCAGGGGCGCCUAAGGCCAUGUAUUCCGGUUACUCUGCGACACCAAACAAUCCAGUUAUCCAAAUGGCUAAUCAUAAUGUGCAGAAACCUAAUAAUGUACCAACAGCUAAUGUCUCAUAUCCCAACUACAAACCUCAGAGCAACACAAACUAUACUCAGAAUGCUGCUAGUGGUUACAACUCGCAUUCUAACUGGUCCAAUCCUGGCAGUGGUUUUCAGCCAACACAAGGCCAGGGUUAUGAUGCAGCUGUUUAUAAUGCAGCCUCGUCCUUCUUUCAACAACAGACACAGCCCAGGCAGAAGUGGGGAAGUCAGAAGAGUAACAAUCAACAUAAUCAGAACAAGAGUCAUCAACAAAACCGACAGCGAAAUCCACCCAGACAACAGCAGAUGCAUUAUUGUGAUGUCUGCAAAAUUAGUUGCGCUGGUCCUCAGACAUACCGGGAACAUCUUGAAGGACAGAAACAUAAAAAGAAGGAAGCUGCACAAAAGCAAAUGGAAGCAGCAGGGCCUGAGGGGUACAAAUGCUCUCUUUGUGAUGUUAUUUGUACAGGAACUGAUGCGUUUAAUGCUCAUCUUAGAGGAGCUAAACAUUUAAAGACCGUCAAACUCUUGGAGAAACUUGGAAAACCGGUGCCCACUGUCCUGUCAGCGGAAGAUCAAGACAAGGAGAAGCAGAAAGAGGGGAUUGUGAAGCCACAAUCCAUAAAAAACUCCUUCCGUGGAAAUCAAAGACGUAACAGAAAGACUUCGGCACCCAAAAUUACCUUCAUUAGUGGUGCACCAUUAAACACGUCUGCUAACAAAGUAGAAGAACAAAGUAACGAUGCUGUAACCACUGAAGCUUCAGAUCAGAAGAAGGAAGAUGCGUCUGCUACUCCCGAAGAAGGAAAAUAUAAUAAGUUUGUCGGCGAGGACUAUGUCGAAGAAGUUCGAAAUGAUGGCGGUAAAGUCAUUGCAUUUGAAUGUAAACUAUGUGAAUGUAAAUUUAACGAUACCCAGGCGAGGGAAGCUCAUUUGAAGGGACGUCGACAUCAACUAGCAUAUAAGAAAAAAGUGCAACCGGAUUAUGUUCUUGAUCAAAAGUCAAGCAACCGAAAUAGGCCAACAACACAACCUCGCUCACUGAUGGAUGAGAAGGCCAGACGUCGAUGGGAGCAAGAUAUGUACUGGAGACAACAGGAAGCUGCAUGGAGAAAUGAGGAAGUUAGAAGGUGGGGCGAAGAAGAGUACUGGCGUCGGUUAGAAGAGGAAGAACGCGCUUGGGAAGAACAAGAAGGUCAUCGACAUUCUAUGGAGUGGGGACACAGAAUAGGGUCUGGAUCUCGCUCUGAUUUCAUGCAUCAUGACAUGUAUCCACCAGCCAACAUGUUGAGACCGAGACAAGACAGUCAAGACGACCGCAUGGUUAUGUCAAAGCACAAACUUAUUUAUCCGAAUGAAGAAGAGCUUGCUGCCGUUCAGAGCAUUGUAUCCGCGGUGGAGAAGGCACUGAAACUGGUUUCUGACAGCAUUGCAGAAGAGGAUGCGCCCGUCGUAGUGAAACAGGAAACUAUAGGAGUGGGCGAAGAAAGCGAGACGCUGGGAAAGACGGAAGAAAAUGGCGAAGAAGGAAAGGACAGUGAAACUCAGGACCAAAAGCAGUCGCAAAAUGGGGAAAAAACUGAUGACGACGCAAAAUUAGCUGGAAAAUCAAAGGAAAAGGAUGAAGAAGCACCCGCGCCUAGGACUCUUAAAGGUGUGAUGCGUGUCGGUGUUCUUGCGAAAGGUUUACUUCUUCACAAGAGAUUAGAUGUUGAACUGGUCGUCUUGUGUCAAGAUCGCCCGACUACACAGCUUCUGGAGCGUGUUUUUCAGAAAAUUCCUGAUCAGUUGACGAACGUGAGCGAUGAGAAGUAUGAUGUCUCUCACGAUGGCUGUGUCAUUAGCGUGAAGUCUACUAAAGAACCUUUCAUUGUCGUCACAAUCAUUUUAACAUCUCCAGUUAUCAGGGAGGAGUCGGACGUCGCUCAAGCAGAAGAACAAAAAGAUGUAUUGGAUCGUGAAAAAUGUCUGGAGGCAUUGGCAUCCCUACGUCAUGCUAAAUGGUUCCAGGCUAAAGCCAAUAGCGUUCCAUCUUGUGUGGUUAUAAUCAGGAUUCUGCGUGAUAUGAGGGAUCGGCUACCGGUGUUUGCAUCUCUCAACCCUUGGGCUUUGGAAUUAUUAGUUGAGAAAUGUCUCAGCUGUUCCGAGGUUCCUCUUGGCCCAGGUGAAGCUUUUCGUAGGGUUUUGGAGUGCAUUGCAUCAGGUGUACUUUUGCCAGGUGGCCCUGGUCUACAUGAUCCAUGCGAAAAAGAGGUGACCGAUGCUGCCAAAGAUAUUACUAUUCAAGAACGAGAAGAUCUCACUGCGAAUGCGCAGCAUUUUCUUCGUCUGCAAGCAUUUCACCAACUUUACACCGUCCUCGAUAUCGACCCGCCCCCUAGUUCGUCGAAAUUUCGCGUUGGACGAUACGGGCCUGGUGGACGUUUCAAGAGACGGCGAGAAGACAAUGGGAAUGUUGAUGGAAGCGCAAAGAAAGAAAAGAAAGACGGAGAAGAAAAGGUUAAUGAUAGUAUCGAACCAUCUGGGCUCUCUGAAAAUACCGGAGGAACAACAGAUUCCGCCACCAGCGAAAAACCGCUUGAAGAAAAGUGCUAGGAAGCAUUGUCUUAAGUAGAGAAAUUUUAGAAUGAGAUAUUUAUCUAUAAUGACUAUAUUCUGUAUGCAUUGAACCACCCCAUUGUUUUAAUUUUGUUUGUUGGUAGAUUCGUGCUUCCUUUUCUGUUUGUAAUUUUGUCUCACGCUUACAUAUGACCGUGCUUGCCUUUAAAGUUGGCAAAACUUGAGAUUUUGUUUGUUUAGUUAGUAAAGUAAAAUCAUGAAAAGAAUACAUGUAUAUAGUUGGUUAAAUGCUGCGUUUUGUUUCGGUUGGCUUUUGUCGAAAAUGAGUAUCAAAUGAUUGAUGAUUUGUGGUUAA